AUGGACGUCUAUUCAGUCGAUGUGCCAUCCAUUGAUGAAAACCCUGCCUGGGUGGUUGGAUUCCUCCGACCCUUCCUGCGUGAUCUUAUUCUCCCUUCUCUAUUUCCUUUCUUCUAUCUCUUUUGCACAGGCUCUUUGUUCUUCGAUGUGGUCCAUUAUAUGCUGCAUCGAACCAAUACAUCGUCUCAUCCUCUUCUCCGGCGUCUCGCACAUAUUCACCGAUUUCACCAUCUCUACUUCACUAGGCAUAUGAACUUCGACAACAAGUAUCUAUGGCAAAAUUCGGUUCAAGCGCUGCCGCUUGAGUUAGGACUUCAAAUCUUUGGGGCCGCACUAGGAUAUGUUUUUGCUACUUGGGCGACUCCUAUCGGGCUUGUGUGGAUCACACAAAGUCAUCUCUGGUCAAUGAUUGCCAUUCAAAUAAUCAGAACAACUGUUGUUAUUCUCUCGAGUGGCCGGGACUCGAAUCACCUGGUGUACAAAACCGCCCCGAAAGAUCCCAACUGGAUAUUUGCUGGCCCAGAGUACCACGCCCUCCAUCAUGUUUACCCAGAUCGCUAUAUUGGUUCCUUUAUCAAACUAUUCGACUGGGUAUGGGGUACAGCUUACUCCGUUCGAGGGAAACGCAUCGUGGUGACGGGCGGAAAUGGAGCUUUUGGCCGAGCUAUUGUAGCAGAGCUUGAAAAAGAAGGAGUACAGAGCAUUCACAGUUUGAAGUUCGGCGUUGAUUGGGAUCAUCAAAACUUCGAAAAGGCUAUCGCAGCACUUUCAGCGUGUGACGUCCUCAUCCUAGCCCACGGUACCAAAGGCCCAGAUGCAGUGGAAUCGAAUUGCAAUUCGGCAGUCCGGCUGGUGCAACUAUUCAAACAAAGCAGACCUAUCAACGAAACCAGUCCAACGCUCCCGGAAGUAUGGUAUGUUGGUAGUGAAAUCGAAUUUCAUCCAGCCUUUGGAAAUAAAGAGAUGCAACGUUACUCCCAGUCAAAACGGCGCUUUCUUCCACAUGCUCGUUCUUUCUUUGACGACGCUGAUAUAAUUUACCGCCAUAUUGUCCCAUCAGCUUUUCAGUCACCCAUGGGGCCAGCUAUACUCUCAGCAGGCUGGGCAGCUAGAUGUACAAUGUUCUGGAUCCGGAGAGGUGCCCGGUAUGUCCCUGUUACAUAUACGGGGUUUGCAUAUUUGAACUACUUCAAGUUUAAGUAUUUGGUUCCCUACGCGCAGAAAGAUAAAGUGUGA
Penicillium hordei is the source of this 1236-nucleotide messenger RNA. RefSeq lists its product as uncharacterized. The coding region runs from base 1 to 1236 and encodes 411 amino acids. NCBI's taxonomy places the organism in Eukaryota, Fungi, Ascomycota, Eurotiomycetes, Eurotiales, Aspergillaceae. The record is from RefSeq and is a predicted model, not a curated record. The transcript has a single exon.